CAACAAGAUCUAUUUGGAAAACCUAUACGAACACAAAACCCUUAAGAAAUCAACCCAGCGGGCACCUUUUGGAACCAUGGCUGAACCUGAAUAUACUAAUUAAAAUUGCAAUAAAGUUAUAUUCAGGAAAUUCGAAGGCAAUUGAAAGAUCUCUGAAAAUGCCACAAAACUAGUCUAACAUUAGCUGAGAAUCUUGAAUUGAAACAUUGAAAUUAAGCAUACUGCAAAAUAAGCGGAAGCGUUCGAUUUAACUUCCGGUAUGCAAUUCCAUUUUGGAAAUGGGAUUAAGCCAUUUUUAAUAGGAGUUUCAAACGAUAAUGUAAAUUCGCUGUUACUGAAAUGAGUCCUUUACGGGAAUAUUUAGAGAAUUAUAAAAUAGAUUAGUAAAUAAUGUAUAUGUGUUUACAUACAUAUAUGUAUUUGAUGCAUUGCUUUUACGUGGGACCAUUGUAAAUUGAAAGACAAAUCUCCCUAGUGCGAGUAUAUAUUUCAUAUAAAUUUUAUAUAAAUAUGUACAUACAUAUAUGUAGGUAUAUUACGCAUAAACAACAUUCCUUCGCUAAGUUUGUGGUUACACUAAUAACAGAUUAAUUGUUACCAACAAACGUUAAAUAGUUGGACAAUGGCUGAAUGCAAAUCAACCUUGGUUACGUUGGUUACCAAAAAGCCUAUAAAACAGUACACUGAAAAUAUUGAUAAAUCAACAAAAAUUAUAAUUCAGUAGAGUAGUACCUGAUACAAAUUAAAAAUAAACUUCAUACUUUUUUCGAUAAAUAGUACUACAUUAGUGAUUAACACUAUGACUACGCGGAUCAGUAGAUCCUAUUUACAUUCUUGCUUAAAAGUUCCAAUUGAUCCGUGUAAUAAUUGUCCAGCGCCAAUUUAUAAUCGUCCAAAGAUGUACCUGGGCCGCCUGACAACAACGCCAUUAAGUGGCACUGCGAAAACGGCGAAGACUGCCGAAUUUGAACCCGUAGACUCUGUAUUGGUUAACAGUGGCAUACGUUCCUUGGCGAAACUUUAUGAUAGUAUUCCAGAUUACAAUGACAUCAACCACUUACCGAACGAAGAAUUUUAUUCCACGUUGGACACCUUGCGAUCCACUUGCUGUGAGUUGCGAACCAAAUCUGCACAAUCGUGUAUAGUGGAGGAGAGUACAUCGAUAUCUUCUCAAUCUUCUCAUUGCGCCAAUAGAAAGCGGCUAAGAGCAAGAAAAUUGGGGAAGUAUAGACCUACAACUGGUAGUGCAUGUGGCAAAAGAAAAGCAGGAAAGUGUAAAGUACAAGAAGAAUUUACAAGAUCUCAAUGCAGGUUGGGAAUUCCUUUUGGGACUACUACCAAAAUAGAUUUAGCAAAGAAAAGCGUUGUAAAGAGCCAUAAAAAUGAGUUUGAUGACGAAAUAAAGGCAUUUCAAAAAACUUUGGAAGAUUUCGAAGCAGAACUCAAAAGUCGCCAUAAAAGUGCUACUUUGACCGAUAGCAAAUUGAAGAAUACUAAAACUGAACCUAUUGUAAAUAUAGGGAACUCUACCAAAUCCACGGAUAAGCUCCCUGUAACACCGGAAAUUGCUAAUUUUCGUAAUAUUUUUAAGGAAGCUAGUGAAAACGCACGUCCUUGCUCUAAAGCGAGUACUACGAGUUUACGAAAUUUUUUGAAAAAGUCUUACUCCUUCGAUGACAUCAAUAGAAUCGUAGACUCCAAGCAAAAUGAAAAUACAGAAGACAAAACCCUGUUAGAUAAACGAUCAGACACGCAUGUUCUUAUAAAUCGAACCCCUUUAAAAUUCAGUAGUUAUUUUUCGGAGAAGAUAAGCAUAAUAUCACCAAAAAAUAUUCCACCGAAAAUUGUUGUCGAGUCACCAAGUGAGCAAAGUAGUUCUACCAAAACUUCAGGUCGCUCAAGUAGUGGACGAAAAAAGAAAGGGAAGGAUAAGAAGCAACAAAAAGAUUUUCAAGUGCCAUUUUCAAUAUUCAAUUUGGAUACAAAAAAAGAAAUUAGAAAGCACAUCGCACCGUCACCAAUACAUCCGGUAGCCCGACCGAAUCUUGCAGCUACCUUAAGAGUUGAGGUCUCAAAAAAGAAACUGAAAGAGCUGAAAAACAAUUGUACUUAUUAUGACGACACACCACAAUUCGAUUGGGAAGUGAGAAAAACACCGGCAUGGAAGUCACUAUCUCUCAAUGAAACUCAUAAGGAGAUCAUGUCUAUGCGUUUGGCCACCCGCAAAGCGGAACAGGCAAUGCAACAACGUGAAUACGAACUUAACAUGGAAUUGAUGCGUCAAAGGGUCAAGUCGGCACCAUUACUUUUGGAAGGCGCAACAUUUUGGGGUCCUCAUAUUGGGAAACUAACCCAUACAUGUCAACGCGAUGGUGAAAGACACUGCUGUCAAUCUAAACAACGAAAAACGCGUAGCAAAAGCGCCGACAGUCGAAGAUUAUGCACCCACGAUGGUAUGGGUAGUCAAUCCAGUCAAAGAAGUAGUAAAUUAAAUUUCCUGCAUAAAACAUAUGGUGGCAGUUCAAAAGUACGCAGGCGAAGCUCUUCACAAACGCCUGUGAGAAAAAAUACUGCACAGCAUGAUGAAAAGCAACGUGAUGAGCAGCCGCCAAUAAUGAAUGAUAGUGGUGAUGAGCUGUCUAGUCUGGAUAGAGCUUUUUUGUAAAUAUUGAAAUCAAUAAUUAAAUUAUUUCUAUAUACUUAAAAUAAAGUGUAAAUGUUUAAUAAAAUAAUAUGUUGUCUUAAGGUAUCUUUUUAUUUAUGUAGCCUCAAUUAUUAUUCCUUCAAAUUUAUCUU
This is a messenger RNA of Bactrocera dorsalis (oriental fruit fly), 2796 nucleotides long. RefSeq lists its product as uncharacterized. The transcript is spliced from 7 exons. The coding region runs from base 800 to 2665 and encodes 621 amino acids. Lineage: Eukaryota; Metazoa; Arthropoda; Insecta; Diptera; Tephritidae. The record is from RefSeq and is a predicted model, not a curated record.